Dufourea novaeangliae is the source of this 1506-nucleotide messenger RNA. RefSeq lists its product as uncharacterized. The record is from RefSeq and is a predicted model, not a curated record. Gene Ontology annotation, molecular function: nucleic acid binding. Lineage: Eukaryota; Metazoa; Arthropoda; Insecta; Hymenoptera; Halictidae. The transcript has a single exon. Bases 1 to 1506 code for a protein of 501 amino acids.
AUGUACCGACAAAUCGAACUACACCCUGAUGACCGAAAAUACCACAAAAUUCUUUGGCGUGAAAACACAAAUGAUCCUAUUCAAGUCUACCAAUUAAAUACAGUUACAUACGGCACGGCAUCAGCACCAUACCUCGCGAUUCGUACCUUGCAACAAUUAGCUCAGGAUGAAGGUCAUAAUUACUCAGUAGGCGCGAAAAGCAUUUGUAAGGACUUUUAUGUCGACGAUUUGCUCGCCGGUGAGGAAUCUAUAGAAAAGGCCAUAAAGUUACGGGACGAACUCAUCGACUUGACCGCGAAAGGAGGGUUCGAACUUCGACAAUGGGUCUCCAACGAACCCCGGCUAAUAAACUCGCUUAAAAAUCCGAACAACACCGACCAUAUAGCUUUAGAUACUGCGGACUCAAAGAAAACCUUAGAUUUAUAUUGGAAGCCUACAAUGGAUACAUUAGGUUACUCAUUGAAACAAACAAUACCACCCGGAAAAGUAACAAAAAGGACGGUCCUUUCUAAAAUCGCACAACUAUUUGACCCGCUUGGUUUAUUAGGUCCAAUAAUCGUACAAGCCAAGCUAAUAAUGCAGGACUUAUGGAAAUCCCAAAUAGAUUUGGACGAAGCCGUACCGAUCGGCAUUCACACCACAUGGCUGGCCUUUCAGGCACAAUUAAAAGAAAUUCAACAUAUUCAUAUUCCUAGACGCGUGAUAGCUGAUAAAUGUAAAACUUCACAAUUGCAUGGUUUUUGCGAUGCUAGUGAACGAGCCUACGGAGCUUGUAUAUAUCUCCGCAGUACAGAUUCUUCACAGCAUCAUAGUACCCAUUUACUUUGCUCCAAAUCUCGUGUAGCUCCAUUAAAAACACAAACAUUACCAAGGUUAGAAUUAUGUGCUGCUAUACUAUUAAUUAAGUUGUAUAAUAUAGUCGUAAGAUCUCUUAAUAUCACUUUCCAAAAUAUCACAUUCUGGUCAGACUCUACGAUAGUGCUUCAUUGGAUUAAUACAGCUCCAUACACACUUAAACCUUUCAUUGCGAAUCGGGUAACUGGAAUCCAGCAAAGCAGUACGUAUAAACAAUGGCGCCAUGUACCAUCAGAACACAAUGCCGCGGACUACUUGUCACGAGGAAUAAAUCCCGCUGAAAUUAAGACUCAUCCAAGUUGGUAUCACGGCCCACACUGGUUAUCUCAGUCAGAAGACACCUGGCCGUAUAAUGAAAUACAGCCAAUAGAGAUUCCCGAAAAACGCAAAAUAGUAGUUUUAAAAAACACAGUAGCUACAGAGUUUCAGUUGCUUGAUAAAUUCUCAUCGUUCACGGUCCUCAAACGGAUUGUCGCGUAUUGCUUCAGAUUCGCAAACAAUACUCGGCACCAAGAAAAAACCACUGGCCCUCUCACUACAGACGAAUUAACAAAAGCUACUGUUCGGAUAAUAGCACUCGUACAAAAAGCUGCAUUUUCCGAGGAAACCAAAGAAUUAAAAAAAACAUCACCAGUUCGUAGCUGGCGGUAG